AUGUUCAUGAACACAGCUUCUCCCCGGAGAUCGUUCAGCAUCCCCAUUAACAUCAACCUGCAUGGGGCUCGCAGGCGGCAGACACGUCACAGGGAGGUCCUCCAUGCAGCAGUCGCUACCGAACACGAGUGCAGCCGUGGAGCCGAUGGACGAGGAGGGCAGGGGGCCCGGGCCCAGGUGCCGGUGUCGAGUGUCGGGGAGGACCGAGCCAUCCUGCUGGGCUUCACCAUGAUGGCCUUCUCCGUGCUCAUGUUCUCCGUGGUCUGCAUCACGAUGGUCAAACCCUACGUCACCAGCAGCUGGGAGCAGGAGGUGAGCUGUGUGCUGCAGCAGACCGAGCUGCCGGAGGAGUGGGUGGACUGCAGAGGCGUGAGCUCGGUGCCCUGCCUCAGGGCCACGGUCAACCUCACAGGCUCCAAUCAGGAGGCUCUCCUCCACUUCGACGAGGAAUCGGUUCUCCUCGCGACCGAGUGUUUCUACAUCCCCAAAUGUCAGAUGGACAGAAAAGCGCUCCAGGAUGAGGUCCGGAGAGUGAAGAGCAGCUUGGACAGCCAGCUGGGGAGCAGCUCGUCGUGCUUCGUCGACCCCACCGCGCACCCCGACCACGCCAUCCUGAGCAGGAAGUACACCCUGAGGAAGGCGCUGCUGGCUCUGCUGUGGCCCUGCCUGAUGCUGGGCGGCGGGGCUCUGCUGGUGGGCCUGGUGAAGCUCACGCAGUGCCUGGCUCAUCUGUCCUCCGAGGUGUGCAGCGACCCGGCCGGAACCAGGCUGACUUUGAGACACACUCAGGGCAAACUGUACCGACUUGUCAGGAGGUCCAGCACGCAGUCGCCUUUAUGA
Messenger RNA from Stegastes partitus (bicolor damselfish), 840 nucleotides. It is a transcript of the gene kcnmb3, whose product is annotated as potassium calcium-activated channel subfamily M regulatory beta subunit 3. The transcript is spliced from 4 exons. The record is from RefSeq and is a predicted model, not a curated record. NCBI's taxonomy places the organism in Eukaryota, Metazoa, Chordata, Actinopteri, Pomacentridae. Gene Ontology annotation, cellular component: membrane; voltage-gated potassium channel complex. Gene Ontology annotation, molecular function: calcium-activated potassium channel activity; potassium channel regulator activity. Gene Ontology annotation, biological process: detection of calcium ion; potassium ion transport. Bases 1 to 840 code for a protein of 279 amino acids.